CCGCCACCGACAGGACCGCGACUUGACAGCCACUGCAUGCACACAGCGGCCGAUCCCAUGCAGACCGGCCCCACGCAGAACGACCUCGAGUCCACGUACAAUGCGGACAUCUCUUCCUCCGACCUCCUGCUGCGGCAGAAGCCGUACGGCCCGGUCUCAGUGCGGGUCGACCAGCGCUUCUUGGCACCGCGUGCCGUGUCGCUCUCCGUCUCGAUCCACUCGCUGUGCUACGGAGAUCGGAAGGUGCCACUGUGCGAAGUGGAGAGCUGCAACCACGUCGAAGGCGCUCGGCUGCGAGUCAACCUCGCAAACCGCGAGAGGCCAAAGUGGUUCACGUUCAGCUCCGCUGCGGAGGCCGCCGCCUUCUGCGCCGUGACACGUCGCUGCCUCGACCACGCCGCGCCGCCCCACGCCUCGCCGCGCUCCGACAAGAAGCGUGCCGGCCGCGGAGUGCUUGGCGGGCUGCGGGCUCUCCUGCGGGAGAAGACGACGCCGCAGGACGACAUGCUGCUGGCCCGCACGUUCGCCUUCAGCGACGAGUCGACGGGCGGCGGCGGCAGCGCGGCGGCGAGGUCCGCGGCCAGCGCACGGUCGAGGUCCGCAGCAGAGGCGGCGCAGGGGCCUGGCGGCUUUGAGGGGUGCGCCGAAAGGCACCCGCUCGAGCUCGCUCUCUUCGGCGUCCUCCUCCCUCUCCUCUUCGCAGGCUACUGGCUCUCGGACGCGGGGCGCGACUAUUUCGACCGCCGCGGCACUUGGCUGCGCGCCGCGUGCCGCGUCUGGGAGGUGGAGACGUUCGUCUCGCGGCGGUACCACCACGGGAAGUGGGCAGAGGCCCGCAACGCCGAGUACCGCAACGGCGCGAGCCCGAGCGAGAUCUUCAUCCUCGAGCGAGCAUGGAACGUGUCUGUGGUGGCGCCGACGGUCGCUCACGGCCGCGCGAACUCGCACUGGCACAAGAUCCAGCACACCCUCACCGGCGCCGCCCUAGAUCCGUCAGCUCGCUACACGCGCGCGUCCGGCAGGCCCUUCCGGAGCGGCGCGCACCCGCACGAGGAGUGGACGCUGGGCGCCUCCUCCAGCUUCGACACGCCUGCCGCCACGUCGGCGAACGCGACCGAGCCGUAUACACCGAUCUGGGACGCGAUCGCCCGCGAGUCGCUCGGGGGCGGCACGGUGCACGACUGCCGCGGCGAGGUGGGCGAGGAGCUCGAGGAGGUCCGGAGCCGCUGCGACGCAGAUCCGAGCUGGGCGCCGCUGCACGACUACAACUCGACGAUACCUUGCUUUGCCCACGCAGCCGGCGACCCGACGGUCUACUUCACCGUCGAGGAGCCGUGGAACUUUUACCUCGACUUGUUCAUCGCCGUGGGCUGCAUGUUCAUCGUCGCGCGCGCGCUGUACGCCUUGCUCCACCGUCGGAAGGGCGCGCGCGGCCCGCCCAAGCGAGGAGGCUCCGCCCGAGGACUGGCUCGCCAGCAUGCGCAGCAUGUCCGCGGAGUUCCGGGAGACGAUGUAGAUGGCUUGCGAUGUAGAUCACGCAACUCGCAAGUCGUGGUAGUGCAGGCUGCAGCCCAUCUAGAGUUGCGGGAUUGCGGGAAGCACGUGCACAUGAUAUCCUUCGUGCCGUUUGCGCCGCGCGCGCUCUGUGCGGUGUGUUUGUGCCGUUUUUUCAUGCCACGUACGUACACCGAAGACCGAUCCUCCCCCGCGACCCUGGUUUUCCCUUUGGCCCCCCCCCCCCCCCACCACCACCACCACGCUCUCUAUCUCCUAUCUCCUCGAGAUGCGGCGCCGCUCGCCGGGGCGCGUCCCCUCCCCUCUGGCGCCGAGGUCGCGAUCAAAGUCGUCGAUUGCUGCCGCGACGUCCUCAAGGCGCGUCGCACUCGCCUCCGCUAGCUGCGCCGCCAGGUCGGAGAGGCCGCCAUGGCCCUCGUCCUUGCCGCGGCGGAGGGCGAGCAAGCGCUCGGCCUGCGCCGACGCGAGCGAGCUGCCAAAGCGAACGCCUGUGCGCGCGAGCGCAGUGCGGCGUGCGGAGGCCUCAGUCGCGAGCCACCGCAGCUGCUCCACUCGCGACUGCAGCCCCGCGGCGCGCUCGCCAGGACUGGAGGGCGCCAAGCCGCCGCCGCGAGCCAACGCCGUCGGCACGAUCACGCCGGUGCUCGCGGCAAGCUUGCUCCCCUCCGCAGGCUUGCUCCCCGCCGCCGUGCCGCCCCCUCCCGCGCCGGCCGCGCCGGCGAUGCGAGCGAGGACCCGCAGGUUCUCGAGCUUGCGCUCAUCUCGCUGGCUGACGGCCUGCAGCUCGAGGGCGGCACUCGCGAGCUCGAG
This is a messenger RNA of Emiliania huxleyi CCMP1516, 2325 nucleotides long. RefSeq lists its product as hypothetical. The record is from RefSeq and is a predicted model, not a curated record. The transcript is spliced from 9 exons. The coding region runs from base 37 to 1896 and encodes 619 amino acids. NCBI's taxonomy places the organism in Eukaryota, Haptophyta, Isochrysidales, Noelaerhabdaceae.